UAUCACGUACCAUCAGAAACCGGCAGUUUAGAGCCAGGCGACUGUCAGUUUAUUUGGGUCUGGUAUGAGAUGAUAGAGGAGGACUCGGAUGACUUGAAAGAAAUUCUCACCGAUAUUUCCGGGAAGAGGCAUCUUACAACAAUCCCAAGAGGAAAAAUGCAACCGAGCGUAUGGGCCAAAAAGCGUAGCCGUGGUACAGAUAUUCCCAGCAAAUCAUUUGCAGAACUUCUCGAAAAGACCACCGAUCCGUUUAUUUCUGCCAUUAGGGAUUGUGCCGCAUCAAAAGCAGUCUUCCAUGACGGCAAGCUGAUUCUUGUUGGAGAUGCAUUUUCUUUGCUUCGGCCCCAUAAUGGUUCGAGCACAAACCAGGCGGCUAUGCAAGCGCUGGGUUUGGCAGAGGUUUUCCAAGGCACAUCUGACUUAUCAAAGUGGGAAAGUAACUCCAUUGCAUAUGCAAAAAUGACUAGCGCCAUCAGUCUUGCCUUUGGAGAAUACUGCUUUACGUGCAAGGUUCCCAGCAGUCUAGGAAUCAAGCCGGACAAUAAAACUGACUAA
Messenger RNA from Talaromyces proteolyticus, 555 nucleotides. RefSeq lists its product as uncharacterized. The record is from RefSeq and is a predicted model, not a curated record. Lineage: Eukaryota; Fungi; Ascomycota; Eurotiomycetes; Eurotiales; Trichocomaceae. The transcript has a single exon. The annotation marks the transcript as partial.